Messenger RNA from Parastagonospora nodorum SN15, 555 nucleotides. RefSeq lists its product as hypothetical. Bases 1 to 555 code for a protein of 184 amino acids. The record is from RefSeq and is a predicted model, not a curated record. NCBI's taxonomy places the organism in Eukaryota, Fungi, Ascomycota, Dothideomycetes, Pleosporales, Phaeosphaeriaceae. The transcript has a single exon.
AUGACGAGCCCGCAAGCGACCGCCCCCGCCCCCGCCUCGCCGCCAGCUCUUAACAUCCUCGCGGAGCGAUGCUCCGAGAUCCUCUGCGCCAACGAGCACAGGGCAGCGGUGGCCUGCAGCGACCAGCAGGAGAAAGUGGCAGAACUCGGCCGGAGAUUGGCCGUGGCUGAGGAGGACCUGCUGCACUACCAGGCUGGCGUUUGGGAGGGCUACGACCGAUUCCGGGUUGUAGCCCAGCAAAAGUUCGUCGACAGGCUGCAGCGCAGGCGGAAAUACAGGUACCGCUGCCUCCAGCGGGGGUUGGCCGUCCUGAAGGAACAGACGGCGAGGAAGUUGAGAGUCGGCAGGAGUCUGGCGAGGGAAUACCAGAAGAAGCUGGAGGCCGGAGAGGAGCUGUCUGCCGCGGAGGAGGCGACAGCCAGGAGGUUGUAUGGUGAGCCAUACGUCGUCGACCCAAACGGAGGAUGGGAUGGCCUCUUCAGGCUGGAUCCGGAAACUAGCACGAGGCUGAUCCGGAGGCGGCUUGAGGGGUCGUGCCUGUUCAUGUACGAGUGA